Messenger RNA from Rana temporaria (common frog), 11723 nucleotides. RefSeq names its product vacuolar protein sorting 13 homolog C (gene VPS13C). The record is from RefSeq and is a predicted model, not a curated record. Gene Ontology annotation, biological process: mitochondrion organization; protein retention in Golgi apparatus; protein targeting to vacuole. Gene Ontology annotation, cellular component: extrinsic component of membrane. The transcript is spliced from 84 exons. The coding region runs from base 177 to 11366 and encodes 3729 amino acids. Lineage: Eukaryota; Metazoa; Chordata; Amphibia; Anura; Ranidae.
CCCUCGUUCACUAUCAGGCUGGGCGCGCCCCCGUAUCACAUGAACGCCGGACAGCGCUUCUUGGUCACCUGACAGGCCCCGUGACACAAACAGACAGAAGCAUUGCCGGGUAGUGAUGACCCCGGACUGGAUGUGACAGCUCUACAUACACGGACUGUACGGACAUUGCUCGGAGGAUGUUGGAGUCGGUGGUGGCCGAUCUGCUGAACAGAUUCCUUGGCGAUUAUGUGGAGAACCUGGACAGGUCCCAGCUGAAGUUGGGCAUCUGGGGGGGAAAUGUGUCCCUCGAGAACCUGAGGAUUCGAGAAAAUGCACUGAGUGAACUUGAUGUGCCCUUUAAAGUAAAAGCUGGUUUAAUUGAGAAACUCACUCUUAAAAUCCCAUGGAAGAAUUUAUAUGGUGAUGCAGUGGUCGCGAAGCUUGAAGGUUUAUAUCUCUUGGUGGUACCUGGAGCUAGCAUGAAAUAUGAUGCAGAGAAGGAAGAGAGAAAUCUACAAGAGGCAAAACAACGUGAGCUACAAAGGAUUGAAGAAGCUCUGCAGAAAGCUGCUGAAAAAGACAAACCAAAGGAGGAGAAAAAAGACACAUUUCUAGAAAAACUGGCAGCACAGGUUAUCAAGAAUCUGCAAGUCAAAAUUACCAACAUUCAUAUCCGAUAUGAAGAUGAUAUUAGUGAUGCCAAUCUUCCAGUGUCUGUAGGAAUAACACUGGCUGAGCUGAGCCUUCAGACCUCAAAUGAGUCGUGGACACCAUGUAUACUAAAUGAAGCGACUAAAACAAUAUAUAAGUUGGUCUGUCUGGAUAGCUUCAGCACCUACUGGAAUGUGAACAGCAAAAUGUUUUACCACCUUUCUGUGGCGACUAUUCUGGCUGAAUUGAAAUCUGGUGUCAAACCCACAGACUGUCAUAAGUACAUCUUUAAGCCAGUUUCUGCAUCGGCAAAGCUUUACAUCAAUCCUAAUGCAGAGAUGGAACUGCAGACACCAAAGUUAGACUGGAACAUGGAAAUUCAACAUGUUGCAAUAGAACUUACUAAACCACAGUACCUCAGUAUGAUUGACUUGUUGGAGUCUGUGGAUUACAUGGUGAGGAAUGUUCCAUACCGGAAGUACAGACCAGGGGUAACGCUAAUGGAAGACUGCAGAAAAUGGUGGAACUAUGCCAUCACCAGUAUUCUGGAAGUUAAUAUUAGACGAAAGACACAUAUGUGGACCUGGGACAAUAUAGCACAACACAGGGAAAACCUUAAAGCCUAUAAAAUGGUUUACAAGCUCAAGCUGACCCAGACCAAGGUUCCAGAGGAAACGCUAAAGCAACUGCAGGUUUUGGAAAACAAUCUUGAUGUGUUUAAUAUAAUCCUAGGCAGGCAGCAAGCUCAAGCAGAGGUAGUAAGGUCAGGACAAAAGGUUCUAGCAAAGAAGGCUGCCCAAGGUGGAGAGAAAAAAAGUGGAGGCUGGUUUGGAGGAUUCUGGGGGAAAAAGGACACAUCCUCUAAGAAAGAAGACUCUGAUGAACUUUCUGUUCCAGAAAAAAUUGAUGACCUCAUGACUCCAGAGGAAAAAAGGAAGCUAUUUACCGCUAUUGGGUACAGUGAAAGCUCCUACAAUCUCACUUUGCCUAAAAAUUACGUGGCUCACAUACUGGGUUUCAAGCUUCUCAGCACAUCUAUAACUAUCCGAGAGGAUGCCAAGGCUCCAGAGACCCUGAAAAUUCAGAUAAUUGAUCUCAGCACAAAAAUCUCCCAGAGACCAGGCGCACAGGCUCUGAAGGUUGAGGCAAAGUUGGACCACUGGUAUGUGACUGGCCUUAAGCAACAAAAUGUUGUUCCUUCACUUGUAAGCAGUAUUGGUUCCAAGGAGUCAUCUCUUCUUAAAAUUCAGUAUGAAACUAACCCUGAAAAUAGCACUGCUGAUCAAGUUCUGAUACUUCAAUCCCAGCCUGUGGAGAUUAUUUAUGAUGCCGUUACCAUAAAUGCACUUGUAGACUUUUUCCAGACUCACAGAGGAAUGGAUUUAGAACAACUCACAUCUGCAACAUUGUUGAAACUGGAGGAGAUCAAAGAAAAAACGGCUGCAGGACUCACCCAUAUGAUUGAAACCCGAAAAGUUCUUGACUUGCAGAUCAAUCUUCAGCCAUCCUUUUUGCUGCUUCCAAAGUUUGGCUUCUAUUCUGACAAGACCGAUGUCGUUAUUGUGGAUUUUGGUAGCUUUCAGCUAAACAGCAUUAACCAAGGAUCACACCUAUCUGCAAAUUCUUCAUCUCUAGAGGAGCUGAUGGAUAAGGCCUAUGAUCAGUUUCAUAUUCAGAUCAAAAAAGUGCAAAUGCUGUUUGGAACCUCAGGUGAGGACUGGAAGAAGGCCCGGGCUAUGAAUUCCUCAUCUCUCCACCUUCUGCAGCCCCUGGACAUUGAUUUGCAGCUUGGAAAAGCCAUGGUAGAGCGAGACAGCAGAAUGCCAAGGUUUAAAGUGGCUGGAGAGUUACCGUUGUUGCGCCUCAAGACCUCUGACCGCAAACUCCAAGGAGUGUUUGAACUUGUUAACAGCAUCCCGCUGCCUCAGCAGCAUGCUGUCACUCCAACUACAAAAGAGAAGAGAAAAAUCCAGAUGGCUGCUGUUCCAAUUUCAUCCAGAAGACAAGAAAAACUCUUAAAACAAGAAAUUGCAAAGUCUCUUUUUAUAGAGGCGGACUCAUCAGACUCGGAUGAAGAGUUCUUUGACACUAAAGAUGUUGAUCCUUCCUUUGUGAAACCUAACCCUGUCCAAAAAAAGCCCUCGCCUAAGGAUGAUUCCAAAGCUGCAGCAGACACUACUCCUGAGGAGCUAACAGAUCUGCACUUGAAAUUUGAAGUUAAAGAAGUUAUUUUGGAAUUGACAAAACAACAACAGAAAGAGGAGACCACCGUUUUGGUGUUCAGUAUACAUCAAUUGGGUACUGAUGCUUGUGUUAAGACCUACAAUCUUCAAGCUGUGGCCUAUCUAAAAACAAUUAGUCUGGACUACUAUGAUGUGCUAGGUCGCUGCACACAGCCUCUUCAUCUAAUAAACUCUUCAGAUAAAGAAGGGCUAGAUCUCUUAAAAGUGGAAUAUAUUAAGGCUGACAAAAAUGGUCCAAAUUUUCAAACUACGUUUGAGAACACCGAACAGACCCUAAAGGUGGCCUUUUCAUCUAUGGAGCUCCUGCUGCACUCUCAGGCACUGCUGUCUGCUAUCAGCUUCAUAACAGAAGCCAUGCCAAGCAUCCCUGAUAAAGCAGAGCCAGCCUCUGCACAGAAGCAAAAGGACAAAGAGACUUUUGUCAAAAAAGCAACAAAGCCCUCCAAAGAUAAGGACUUGAUAGCCUUCAAGUUGUUUGCAAAGUUGAAUUCCUUUAGCAUGAAUGUGUGGGAUGAGGACAGCCAUAUUGCUGAAAUCAAGAUACUGGGUCUUGACUCCUCCAUUUUCUUGGAAUCUAGCAAGAUAGACAUUUUUGCAAGGCUGAAAGAUAUUCUUGUCAAUGAUGUCAACCCACAAACCAUCCAUAAGAAGGCUGUUUGUAUUAUGGAAGAAGAGGUUUUCAACUUCAAUUUGACACUCUAUCCUGAGGCCACACAAGGAGAAGCCUAUAAGGAUGUGUCUAAAGUGGAUGGGAAGGCUUCCCUGCGAGUUGGCUGUAUGAAGAUUGUCUUUCUCAACAAGUUCCUCGUAUCGCUUUUGGAAUUUCUAAAUAACUUUCAAGCUGCAAAAGAGAGGUUGAGUCGAGCCACAGCACAAGCAGCACACCUGGCAGCCACAAGUGUGAAGGACCUGGCAGAGAGGAGUUUUCGGUUGCAUAUGGAUAUUUAUCUUAAUGCUCCAGUGAUAGUUAUCCCUCAGUCUUCUGUGUCCAAUAAUGCCUUAGUGGCAGAUCUGGGGUUAAUCAAAAUACAGAAUCAAUUUAAACUGAUAUCUUCAGAUCAAGAGCUUGCACCAGUUGUAGAUUGCAUGACCAUCAGCUUGACUGAGUUCAAGUUAUCCAGAACCGUGUUGAGCAGCACUCCAUCUCAGUCUGAUAUACAGAUGCUCUAUCCUAUCAAUCUGAGUUUAGCAGUUAAUCGAAAUCUUGCAGCAUCAUGGUACCAUCAGAUUCCUGUCUUAGAAGUCAAAGGUCACCUUAAUUCCUUGGAUGUUUGUUUGAGCCAGGAAGAUUUGAAUGUUCUGUUUAGUGUGCUGGUGGAAAACCUCGGUGAAGGUGGAGAAAGUACCGCAGACCUAGAACAAGCUCCUGUCCUAAGUGAGACUGUGAAAUCUACACGGCAGGAUUUGCAAGCUUCUGUGACUAGUUUGAACCAUUCUAACGAGCCGUCAUUGGAGCUUGGGGUAGUGAAAUCAUCAGCUGCACUUAAUCUUCUGCUUAAUUUUGAAAUUAAAAAGGUUAUUGUACAGUUGAUGAGGCAAGCAAGAGGUUCCCCUCUGCAUGUUGUCCAGAUUUCACAGCUUGGAGCAGAGACAAGAGUAGGGAUUCAUGAAAUGAUAGCAACAGUAUAUCUUCGAAAGAUCAGUAUGACUUGCAAUGACUUCAAGGGUCUGGAUGGAGGGCCACUUCUUCUUGUUAACUCAUCGGAUGACACAAAAGAACACCUUUUAAAAUUGGAAUAUGUGAAGGCUGAUCGUAAUGGGCCAGGUUUUAAAACCAUUCACAACAAUACUGUUCAACGCUUGAGUGCUUCCAUGACUUCACUUGACUUAACUCUUCACACUCAAGCCUUGCUUUCCCUAUUGAAUUUCUUGUCUGCUGCCAUCCCAUCCGGUGAGGCCAGUGUGGCUGAGAGAACCAAGGAAUUGAAGUCAAGUUUGGGAAGACGGAAGAGUAUCAGCACCAAGCCUGAUAUUGCUGUUCCUGGCUCAACAGAGGAAGAUAUUUUUGACAUGAAGCUUUCAGCCACAUUAAAUGCCUUUAAUGUUUUUAUUUGUGAUGAAACCUGUAACAUUGCUGAUAUUCGGAUCCAAGGUAUGGAUGCAUCUUAUGCUGUGCAGGCCAGUAAGAAGGAUCUCUAUGCCCAUCUUCGAGAUAUUGUAGUCAUCAAUGUUGAUCCAAAAACAAUCCACCGUAAGGCUGUGUACAUAUUGGGAGAAGAAGUUUUUAGCUUGCAAAUGACGUUGUUCCCAGAUGCUACAGAAGGAGCUGCUUACACAGAUAUGUCUGCAGUAGAUGGCAAGGUCUUACUGAGGGUGGGCUGUAUACACAUUGUGUGUUUAUAUAAGUUCCUCAUGUCCCUCUUGAAUUUCUUUAACACAUUCCAAACAGCUAAAGAGGCUGUUAGCACAGCAACAGCUCAAGCUGCGGAAAUUGCUGCAUCAAGCAUGAAGGAUUUGGCACAGAAAAGCUUCCGCCUUGCUAUGGACAUAGAUCUGAAAGCCCCAGUUAUCCAUAUACCACAAUCUUCAGUCUCCAACAAUGUUGUUAUCGCAGAUUUAGGCUUCAUUAAAGUCCAAAACAAGUUCACCCUCGUUCAGGAUGUCAGUUGUCCUCUUCCGCCGGUCAUUGAUAAGAUGGAUGUCCAGCUGACAGAGCUAAAAUUAUUAAGGACAGCACUUCAGAAUGGGUCCCCGCAGCCAGAACUAGAGAUACUGCAACCUAUAAAUCUAACUGUAUCUGUACAGAGGAAUAUUUCUUCUUCUUGGUAUUCCCAGAUUCCAGCCAUUCAGAUUGAUGGAGAUUUAAAACCAAUGCAGGUUGCUUUGAGCCAAGAUGAUCUUACUGUUCUUAUGAAUGUCCUAUUUGAAAACCUAUCAGAAACACCAUUACUUCAAAGUACGGCUCAAAAAUCUGGAGAGGGUACAAGGGAAAUAAAGGAAUCAAGUACAUCCAGUAAACACAGAGAUGAUGCAGGCGGUACAUUUUCUGUGUCACCCCAAAGUUCCAGUGAUGAGACUCCGGCUAUAAUGCUAAAGUUUAGUUUUAAUUUUGAAUCCCUUUCUGUCAUGCUGUACAACAAUGACACUAGUAAGGGGGCUUCCGAAUGGCUGCAUCAAGAAAAUCUACGUCUGGGAGAACUGAGACUGCAAUGUAUGUCCUCCUCAGGAAUAAUGUGUGUUGAUAGUUCAUUGGACUUUUCCAUUUGUCUCAAAACUUGCACUCUUGAUGACCUCAGGGUAGAUGUUACCAAAGCCACAUCCAGAAUGAUUGACCAAAAAGAUUCCUGCAGCUCACGCAAUAUGAUUGAUAUAGUCUACAAACAAAACCGUCAGGAGCGCUCAAUCUCUGCCAUCAUGGAGAAGCUGUAUGUUUGUGCCAGUGUGGAAUUCUUGAUGACUGUUGGUGAUUUCUUCAUUAAGGCUAUGCCUCAGACUCCAAACACAGAUAAACAUUUUCAAAGCCAACCCAAACAAUCCACUCCCACCAAGACGAAAACAGAGAAAGGAGAACAGGCAGCCUCCCAGACAUUAAAAGUGAAAGCAUUGAUCAUGGAUCCUGAAAUAGUAUUUGUGGCCAGCUUAACAAAAGCAGAUGCCCCUGCCUUAGCUGUAUCCUUCCAGGGCAAUUUCUUACUUUCUGAUGUGAACUCAGAGAAAAAAGUAAUUGGCAUUGUGAAAGAAUUCAAAGUUCUAGCCUGUCCAUUUCUCAGAGAGCUGAGAGGCAAUAACAUCACUACGGUUGUUCAGCCAUGUUCCUUGCAUUUGGAAAGCACAACUGAUGAAUCUGGUAGCCAGGAUGCUAAUCUUACUGUGGAAGAAGUCAUUAUUAAGAUCUCGCCUAUAAUUCUCAAUACUGUGUUGACCAUCAUGGCCGUUUUGAAACCAAAGCCCAAGGAGGAUGAAAGCAAACAAAAUGUGGUUGAACACAAGAACAUUUGGGACACAAGGACAACCACAAGCUGCAAUAACUGGUUUUUGGGGGUUGAAUCAGCUGACGAGGUUACUGAAUGCUUUCAGAACACAGAAUGCUCAAAGAAGCUAGAAACCUUUAGUAUAAAAGUGAAGUCUGUGCAGGUGACACUUGAAUGUGGUCUAGGUCACCGUACUGUGCCCUUGCUCUUGGUUGAAUCUACAUUCACUGGAACUGUAAAAAAUUGGUCAUCGCUUAUGAAUGUGACCGCUGACACCACCUUAGAGGUUCACUACUACAAUGAAAUGUAUGCCGUGUGGGAGCCCUUGAUUGAACGAGUUGACAGUGGGAAUCGGCGCUGGAGUCUGAAAUUUGAGAUGAAGAAUAACCCUGUCCAGGACAAAAGUCUUCUCCCAGGAGAUGAUUUCAUAGUGGUCCCUGAGCCUCAAUCUGCUAUUAACAUUACUUCUAAAGAUACCAUGAACAUCACAGUCUCUAAAUGUACUCUGGGAGUGUUCAGUAACUUGUCAAAGGCUUUCUCUGAAGGAACCGCUUCAACUUUUGACUAUUCUUUAAAGGACAAGGCCCCUUUGAUCAUCAUAAAUGCACUGGGUGUCCCUCUUGUACUACAGCAUGGCCGAAAUUUACGUCAGUUUGGCUCAUCAACACACAAUACUGUUCAUGAUGUGAAUAAAGGGCAGUCGCUGGAGCUUGAAUUUUCUGAAGUAGAGCCUUUGUAUCGUGGUAGAUUGUCGGCCCUACUUCGGCAAGAAAGUAGCCUACUAACGCUUGGCAUAGUGCCUCAAGGAUAUACAGAGGUGACAAACGUCCCCAUCACAAAGCCAGCUCGACGUCUUUAUAAUGUGCGCAGUCCUUCAGAAGAGAAUUCUGUCUCUGUUGUUGUGCAAAUCGAUGCCAGUGAAGGGAACAAAGUACUAUCUAUUCGAUCUCCUCUGCAGAUCAUGAACCAUUUCUCAGUGCCUUUUAAUGUGUAUAAGUUUGUGCCAAAUCCCAAGCUACUGGAGCCAGUUGGUAUAUGUAAACCAGAUGAAGAGUUCCAUGUACCUCUGCAUUCAUACAGGUGUCAGUUAUUCUUGAAGCCAACAGGUGUUCUGGAUGGGCAAUUUAAAGAGUCCACUAGUUACAUAAUGUGGAAGGAAAUGCUUCACAGGAGCAGUGAGGUUCAAUGCACCCUUCAGUGUCCAGCAACCGAGAUAAACUUCCUGCCAUUUAUAGUGAACUGUACUGCUGUUCCUGAUGAAAUCAACUUCAUUACCAGUAAUGGUGAGAAGGAAUGGGAUCCAGCCUACAUUAUUCAUCUCUAUCCAUCACUGACCAUCAAGAAUCUUCUGCCUUAUUCCCUAAGAUAUCUUCUAGAGGGAACUGCAGAUGCCCACAUACUACCAGAAGGAAGCUCCUGUGAUGUCCUCCAUUCACGUAUCAGUGGUGAAAUUAUGGAACUUGCCCUAAUCAAGUACCAGGGCAGGAAUUGGAAUGGACAUUUCAGAGUCCGUGAAAAUCUUCCUGAGUUUUUUACUGUGAGUUUCACUGCAGACACUGCUGAAGUAAUGACUGUUGACCUUUCCGUUCACGUGAAACGUGUGGGGAACCGCAUGGUGCUUUCUGUGUUUAGCCCCUACUGGAUCAUCAAUAAGACAUCUCGUAUCCUGCAAUACAAAGCAGAGGACAUUCAUGUCAAACACCCAUCAGACUACAGAGAUGUCAUUCUUUUCUCAUUCAAGAAGAAGAACAUAUUCAGCAAGAACAAGAUACAGCUGUGUAUUUCCACAAGUUCCUGGUCAUCUGCAUUUUCUCUAGACACAGUUGGAAGUUAUGGAUGUGUUAAAUGCCCUACUGGCAAAAUGGAGUAUUUGGUUGGAGUGAACAUUAAAAUGAGUAGCUUUAACCUAACAAGAAUUGUUACUAUGACACCAUUCUAUACUCUUGUGAACAACUGCACACUGGAGCUCGAGGUGGGGGAAAUUGAAGCUGAUGGUUCUUUGCCAGAAUUCAAGUGGCACUACAUUGGGUCAUCUGAGUGUAUACCAUUCUGGCCAGAAAAUAUCUCUGGAAAGAUGUGUGUCAGAGUCAUUGGCUGUGAGAAGGUAUCCAAGCCUUUCUUUUUUAAUAAGCAGGACAAUGGCACACUGCUCAGCCUGGAGAAGAUGAAUACAGGACUUAUGGUAGAUAUCAGCAUAUCCGAUCACUCAAUAGUGAUUAGAUUCUCUGAUUACUAUGAAGGCUCUGCUCCGGCUCUGAUCAUGAACCAUACGCCUCGGGCUAAGCUGACAUAUGGCCAGAGUGGUACAGAAGAGGAGAAGGAGCUUUGCCCUGGGGAAGCAAGAUUGUUUGCCUGGGAAGAUCCAACAGGAACAAAAAAGCUGACGUGGACAUACAGCCAUACCAAGGGCGAGUUAGACUUAUUAAAGGAUGAAAGUGGUCAGUUUGCUUUUAACCAGGAUACUCAGAUACACUGGGUGUCAUUCCUCGAUGGGCGCCAGAGGAUACUGAUUUUUACAGAAGAUGUGGCUUUGGUGACCAAAGCACGGCAAGCUGAGGAAAUGGAGCAGCCAGAUCAAGAAAUAAAUAUUUCCAUCCACAGUUUGGGCCUUUCCCUUAUCAAUAAUGAGAGCAAGCAAGAAAUUUCAUACAUAGGAAUUACAAGUUCAGGCAUCAUCUGGGAGUACAUGCCAAAACAGAAGUGGAAGCCAUUUAGCCAGAAACAUAUCCUACAAUUUGAACAAGCCUAUGAGAAACAUCUUACAGGAGAGCAAAGCAGAUGGAAUAAAAUUGACAAUUAUAUUGAGGUCAGUUUCAGUGCCAUGGAAAUGCGUGCGCCAUUGAAUUGCAAGAUAAGGAGAAGUUUCCAAUCUGGAAUUCAUGUCGAAUUCAAGCAGUCGCCACACCAAAGAAGUUUACGAGCCCAACUAUACUGGCUGCAGGUGGAUAACCAGCUUCCUGGUUCAAUGUUCCCAGCAGUCUUUCAUCCAGUAGCACCUCCAAAAUCCAUUGCCCAGGAUUCUGAACCUAAGCCUUUCAUUGAUAUAAGCAUUAUUACCAGGUUUAAUGAAUUCAGCAAAGUCAAGCAGUUUAAGUACUUUAUGGUUCUGAUCCAGUGUAUGGCUUUAAAGAUUGACCAGGGAUUCCUUGCUGCAAUCAUGGGGCUGUUCACUCCAGCCACUCUUCCUGAGGUGGAAAAACAACGUACAAAGUUAAUUCAGAAAGAUUUAGAUUCCUUGAACACAGAGCUGAUGGAAUCUUCUCUGACAGAUAUCACCACCCUGAGCUUCUUUGAACACUUCCAUAUUUCUCCAGUGAAGUUACACCUCAGCCUCUCAUUGGGAGCAGGAGGAGAAGAAUCAAACAAAGAGGAACGUGAAAUUGUUGCCAUCAGCUCUGUCAACCUCCUUCUAAAAAGCAUUGGAGCCACUCUCACAGAUGUAGAUGAUCUCAUUUUCAAGUUGGCUUGUUUUGAAGUGAGGUACAAGUUUUACAAGCAGGACCAACUGAGGCAUCUUGUUGUCAGGCAUUACAGCGAGCAGUUCUUGAAGCAGCUGUAUGUCCUUGUCCUGGGCUUGGACGUCUUGGGAAACCCCUUUGGCUUGAUUCGUGGGCUCUCAGAAGGUGUGGAGGCUUUUUUUUAUGAACCUUUUCAGGGAGCCGUGCAGGGCCCAGAGGAAUUUGCAGAAGGCUUGGCCAUAGGUGUGAGGAGUCUUCUUGGGCACACUGUUGGGGGAGCAGCUGGAGUGGUGUCACGAAUUACAGGAUCUGUGGGGAAGGGUUUGGCAGCCAUCACCAUGGAUAAAGAGUAUCAGCAGAAGCGGAGGGAAGAGAUGGGUAGACAACCCAAAGACUUUGGAGAAAGUCUUGCCAAGGGAGGUAAAGGUUUUUUGCGGGGUGUUGUGGGAGGAGUGACUGGCAUAAUUACCAAGCCUGUAGAAGGAGCCAAAAAAGAAGGCGCUGCAGGGUUCUUCAAAGGGAUUGGAAAGGGCCUUGUGGGUGUUGUGGCAAGACCUACAGGUGGAAUUAUUGACAUGGCAAGCAGCACCUUCCAGGGGAUUCAGAGAGUAGCAGAAUCUACGGAAGAUGUAACUCCUCUUCGACCUCCUCGUUUUAUUCAUGAGGAUGGAAUAAUUCGUCCAUACAAUCAACGUGAAGCUCAGGGUCUGAACUUAUUUGAGAACUCAAACAUCAAAAAAUUGGAUGGAGAAAUUUACAGAUUUUCCUGCCCUCUUGACAAUAGAAAAGCGAACGUUGUGGUCACCAACAGGCGAAUCAUGUCUGUGAAGGAACUGGAGAUCUUGGGUCAUAGGAGCAUAGAUUGGGAUUACUCCUUUGAGGAGUUUGUCUGUCCACCCAAAGUGGAGGAGAAUGCACUGACUUUAUCAGUCAAGGACAAUGGUAUAACAGUCUUCCAGAAGAAGGAAAACAGAAGUCGGGAAGUUCAAAAAAGGAUUAUGCUCCAAGAUAGUGCGACUGCCCAGGAAGUCCUCAAAGCUUUAGAUGAAGCACGCUCAUCUCAUCAACAACACACAUUAGUGAGGCAAAAAUCUGAGAAGUUUAUCAAGCAAUUCAGCAACUAACAUAGUGUUAUUGUUAGUAAUUUUGAUAUUAUAAACCUAAAAUUCAGAUUUUUUUUCCAGGACGCAUGUGGUUAUCUAUGCUGUCUUCCUAUUACCCCUUACAUGGUAUAUAUGGACCUCUUCUGCAUUUUUGGAGAGAUUGUCCUCUCUUGACAAUUUGCAUUAUUAUGAGAGGCUGUGUCUAUAUGUAAAUUUGCCUUGUGGAUUGUUUCAUUUAGCAAUUACUUUGUACUGUGAUUUGAAAGUCAAAGUUGGCUCAUACAUAUAUUUUGAUAUUCAGAUUGGUUCCGUUUUUUUCCUUUUGUUUUAUUGAAGAAAGCACUGCCAUAAUAAAAAAAAUUGCAUUUGAUAAAAAAA